GAUAUCGGAUUUAUCCGGUCUUGGCUGCUUCGGUUCAGUUCGUCGAUAUAUCUUCAUGUGUUUUUUUGAGAGUACCUGGUGCAGCUUACAGGUGUAAAAGCCAAAGUACACCAAGCUAUAGUUCGCGUCACGCGUACUGUUGUCUGGUGAAGUUAGAAAAAUCGCUUUUGAUUGGUUAUAUUUUCGGACAGAGGUUAGUGGGAUUAGGUUAUGUCACUCUCGGCCCGUAACCUGUUUUUAAAUGUCCAUUCAUUCCCGCUGCGUGCACGCUGCACGGCUUGCGAUUGGAAUGCAUCGAGUGUGAACGUGAACUACGAAUUGAAGGCGAAAGACUAGCUGACGAGGAUAUUAUGGCCUGAGUUGGAACUAGUCGAAACAUGUGAAAUACGGAAGAUGGUCCUCACGCAGCGCAAAAUGAAACAAGCCGCGUUUUUCAUCGUAUGCAUUCUAUUGGUUCUAGGCUUUUACAAAGGUUGGGCAAAGACUGUGGAGGAACAAUCUUUCAACGAUAAACGGCUCCGCCAAAUCAAGCAGAACGAGAACAGUUUGAACGAGAACAGUUUGAACGAGAACAGUUUGAACGAGAUUGAACCUGAAGCCAUUGAGAAGAUGAUGGAGAUGGAUAAUGACGUUCCUUACAUCGAGAUAAAUGAUCUUCAAGAAGCAAACACUAGGAUACGGGAACUUGAGGAUAAACUCCAUCGAAUUGAAGCAAAAAUUGAAAGCAGAGUACCUAAAAAUUUCCCCACUGUUAAAUUUCUAAAUUACAAGAACCGAAAGAGGAUUUUAGUCACUGGAGGAGCUGGUUUCGUUGGCUCGCAUCUCGUCGAUCGCCUAAUGCUUGCCGGGCACGAAGUCAUUGUAGCAGAUAAUUUUUUCACUGGUAGAAAACGAAACGUCGAACACUGGGUGGGCCACGAAAAUUUCGAACUGGUUCAUCAUGAUAUAGUUAGACCUCUUUACUUAGAGGUGGAUGAAAUUUAUCACUUAGCUAGUCCUGCAAGUCCACCGCAUUACAUGCAUAACCCAGUAAAGACAAUUAAGACUAACACUGUUGGGACUAUUAAUAUGUUAGGACUGGCGAAAAGAGUUGGUGCCAGGGUCCUUAUUGCUAGUACAUCAGAGGUUUAUGGCGAUCCUGACGAACAUCCACAGUCUGAAACUUAUUGGGGUCACGUUAAUCCUAUUGGACCCAGAGCCUGUUAUGAUGAGGGUAAACGAGUAGCAGAAACGUUGAGCUACGCCUACAUGCGACAGGAAGGAGUUUCAGUCCGUGUAGCUCGCAUCUUCAAUACUUUUGGCCCGAGGAUGCAUAUGAACGAUGGCAGAGUUGUGUCGAAUUUCAUAUUGCAGGCCUUGCAAAAUGAUUCCAUCACAAUUUACGGAAACGGAAAACAAACACGCUCAUUCCAGUACGUCUCUGACUUGGUUGACGGAUUGGUUGCCCUGAUGGGAUCGAAUUACACUUUACCAGUAAACAUAGGAAAUCCUGUUGAACAUACAAUCGAAGAGUUCGCGUCAAUGAUAAAAGACCUGGUUGGAGGGACCAGUAAAAUCGUGGAGCUUGCGGCAGUUGAAGACGAUCCGCAGAGAAGAAAACCGGAUAUUUCCAGAGCGAAAAAAUAUUUGGACUGGGAGCCGAAAGUCCCGUUGUCCGAGGGUCUUAAACAGACGGUUGCGUAUUUUAGGAAAGAAUUGCAAAGGACCAAACACUCACAGAAAGACGACUUUAAGACAAAAACAAAAACGUCGUUAAAGAAUGACCACGACAUAAUCGAACAGCUGUAAAAAUCUUUGAAUGAAUAAAGUAGGACGACACAAAAUUCAUGAAUGAGCAGCUAACUGUAAGCGUGAGGAUAAUAUGCCAUCUUCACUGUAGAUGGGCAAACCAUUAUGUGCCAAAUAACGCGCCGUCCAACGACAGUAAAAUCGAUUGAAAAAAUAUACAUUAAAUUCCAUCAAAACCCACCGAGGAUUUGACCCUACUCCGCUAUGCUAGUAAUUUUAGUCGUAGUCGCUUGUUUUUAACAAUAUCUUCAUGUAUUUCGAGCGACAUGGACAAUGUAGCAGAUGUGGAGAAUGAUUUUUUUCCCUAAGGAGGAACGUCGUGAAA
Molecule: messenger RNA, 2113 nt
Organism: Diprion similis
Lineage: Eukaryota; Metazoa; Arthropoda; Insecta; Hymenoptera; Diprionidae
Gene: Uxs
Product: UDP-glucuronic acid decarboxylase 1
Exons: 6
Coding region: 394-1788 (464 amino acids)
Biological process (GO): D-xylose metabolic process
Cellular component (GO): cytoplasm
Molecular function (GO): NAD+ binding; UDP-glucuronate decarboxylase activity
Source: RefSeq, a predicted model, not a curated record